CAAGAAGAGAACGAAGCGCUGCCUCUAAACCCUGCAUCCCUGGGUUUUCCCUCCCCUCUCACCCUGCCCCUUCGACGUCUCACGCCCUUCCCUCUCUCUCUCGGUUGUCAUCGCCGGCGCCGCGCAGGGUUUGCGGGCGUUGGGUGAGCAACAAUGGUGAAGAAAAGCAAGAAGAGCAAGAGCAAAAGAGUUUCCCUGAAAAAGAAGUACAAAAUCAUAAAGAAGGUUAAGGAGCAUCACCGGAAGAAGGCAAAAGAAGCUAAAAAACUCGGGUUCAAGCGUAAGAAGGUUGAGAAAGACCCAGGGAUUCCCAAUGAUUGGCCUUUCAAGGAGCAAGAGCUCCGGGCACUUGAAGCUCGGCGUGCCCGUGCCCUUGAGGAGUUGGAGCAGAAGAAAGCCCUCAGGAAAGAAAGGGCUCAAAAGAGAAAGCUGGGUUUGCUAGAGGGUGAUGAGCAAAACGAUAUAGCAUCUGAUAAACAGAGCAAACCAGUGAAUGAUGGCAUUGGGAUGAGCAAGAUCCAUGAUAACUCAGAGAGGGCUUUCUAUAAGGAGCUAGUAAAGGUCAUUGAGGUUUCAGAUGUCAUUCUAGAGGUCCUUGAUGCUCGUGACCCUCUUGGGACACGAUGUAUUGAGAUGGAGAAAAUGGUGCAGAAGUAUGGUCCUGAGAAACAUCUUGUUUUGCUUCUUAAUAAGAUCGAUCUUGUUCCUCGAGAAGCUGCAGAGAAAUGGCUCAAGUAUUUACGUGAAGAAUUGCCUGCUGUUGCAUUCAAAUGCAAUACACAAGAACAACGGUCUAAUUUAGGAUGGAAGUCUGCAUCAAAAGCAGCAAGGUCCAGCAACUUACUGCAGACUAGUGACUGCCUGGGAGCUGAGACUCUUAUAAAGUUGCUCAAGAACUACUCUAGAAGCCAUGAGCUAAAAAAGUCCAUCACUGUUGGUGUUGUUGGGCUUCCAAAUGUUGGAAAGAGUAGUUUAAUAAAUAGCUUGAAGAGAUCGCAUGUUGUUAACGUUGGUGCAACUCCUGGAUUGACAAGGACAAUGCAAGAAGUUCAGUUAGACAAGAAUGUGAAGUUGUUGGACUGCCCUGGAGUUGUAAUGCUUAAGCCUGGUGAGAAUGGUGUAUCUAUCGCUCUUCGCAAUUGUAAAAGAAUUGAAAAGUUAGACGACCCAAUUUCUCCAGUUAGGGAGAUUCUGAAGCUUUGUCCUGCUGAAAAGUUAAUGGCAGUAUAUAAACUGCCAAGGUUUAGCUCAGUGGACGAAUUCUUGCAGAAAGUUGCUUCUCUUCGUGGAAAAUUGAAAAAGGGUGGUGUUCUGGACAUGGAAGCUGCUGCUAAGAUAGUUCUUCGUGAUUGGAAUGAAGGUAAAAUUCCAUAUUACACAUUCCCUCCUGUCCGAAAUCAAGGUGAGAAACUGGAGUCUGCCAUAGUUUCUGAACUUGGGAAAGAGUUUAAUGUUGAUGAAAUCUAUGGAGAGGAAUCAUCUUUUAUUGGAAGCCUAGUAUCUGUUGCUGAUGCUUCUCACGUGGAAGUCCCUCCCAGCUCUCCCGUGAAUCUAGAUGAGCAGAUGUUGGAGUCUGAGGAUGACGAAGAAUCAGAUGAGGCCAUGGAAGACACGAGGAUCGCCGAAGCUGCAGAUUCAGCCGCUGGAGAGACGACGCGUAGCAACAGUGGGCAGAAUGAUAAACUUUAUUCCGCGGAGGGCAUACUAGAUCCCCGGAAAACAAAAGCAGAGAAGAAGAGAAGGAAGAAAGCUGAGAAAUCGGUUCCUAUGGAUGGCGAUUAUGAUUUUAUGGUUGAUUACAAAAUUGGGAAACCUGCCCGGUUUGAUGCUUUGUCUGAGCAGGAUGGUGCUGAUGGUGCUGAUGGUGCUGAUGAAGACCAAGCUGGGAAUCAGGUGCCAAUGUCAGGCGUCGAAGUGGACGCCUGAAAGGGUGACAGGGAGAGAGAGAAAGACAGAGAGAUAUUGUGCGAGGUGAUAAAAAAUGUAGCUUGUGGAAUUGAAGUGCACCGUAGUUUUAGGGUUAUGUAUUCAUUAAGAGCUGCUGACUGGCGAGGUGGCCAGGGUAGUGGUAUUUUUGCUAGGUUCCCUUUUCUCUUUUCUCUAUUAAUGUGAGCGGCUUAUUGCUAUUCAUCUUUA
Molecule: messenger RNA, 2136 nt
Organism: Nymphaea colorata (pocket water lily)
Lineage: Eukaryota; Viridiplantae; Streptophyta; Magnoliopsida; Nymphaeales; Nymphaeaceae
Product: guanine nucleotide-binding protein-like NSN1
Exons: 10
Coding region: 154-1926 (590 amino acids)
Cellular component (GO): nucleolus
Molecular function (GO): GTP binding
Source: RefSeq, a predicted model, not a curated record